Messenger RNA from [Torrubiella] hemipterigena, 1061 nucleotides. Lineage: Eukaryota; Fungi; Ascomycota; Sordariomycetes; Hypocreales; Clavicipitaceae. The record is from the annotation of a GenBank genome assembly.
AUGUGGACCAUCCGAGAUAUAUACGGCCACCUACUUGAGUUCGACACGGCUCAAAUAACGCUCCCUCUUCCUACGGUGCAACGUAUUACUGCAUUCGAAAUUUGGUCAACAAGGAAAAUUCACCCGUCAUGUUAUCCUCCUCUAUUACUUGCAAUGCCGAGUGUAGAAGAGCUAGAAAUGAUAGCAUUCUUACCAAGGCGGAGACAGGUGGCUCUUCGACCCCCAAUACGAGCGGCGCUAGGAGACGCGCUCAACUCCAUCUCUCUGCUAUCAGUAGCCAAGUUUACCCUUGAUUUUCAAGAGGGCGACCCGUGGAACGAAGCAUUUGAACCUGGGCUCCUGCUCGAGUCUCCAGAUGCGCCAGAUACUGUGAGCAUGGGUCUUGCCAGAAUCAGCCGCCUCCCCACGUUGCGAAAGAUGCUAGUAGUCGGCGACCUGGCAAUUACCCCUACCCAUUUCCAACCUGUCGUGUCUAGCCAGGAACAAGACGUGCCAGGCCUACGGGAGUGUGAAUUUUACAUUGGCGCCGUUACGCCACAAGGCCAGUGGCUCUUCAGUAGGAGCACCAACGGACUGGGUUCGAACGAGGCUGGCGAACAUGAAUCUGAAUUCACUGAUGACGAAAUGGUCGAGACGCCGCCGCCUUUUGACUCGGAAGAUUCAGACACGUCCGACUUUGCACCCCACAAGGCCUGGGAUAGAGAGAAUGGCGAGAUACCGUACAUACAGUUUCGCUCGACGCCAGAUUGGUCGCUUUUCUCACCACUAAUCACUGCACUUACGCGCUGUGUUACGGAUUACCCCGACCUCGAAACUUUUACGGUCCAUAUUGGCACAGUAUCGAAUAUUACGGCGCCGGUAUUGCGUAUGACAGAGAGGACGAAAAAUACAACGCCAAUAUGCACCUGCCACGAUGGUAUAUAUUCUUCCAAGAAGAACACAACUUGGGGUGGGAGAUACCAACGGAGUGGCUAGAUGCCUUGUACAGCACAGUAGAGAAGGGUUGCGUGUUGGUUCAUAGCAAGAACAAAGAUACGGUACUGUGAAGAGAAGAAAUUCCU